GCGGUAGCAACAGCGGCGGCGGCCGCGGUGCGGGCCGGGCUCGCGCAUUCCGGAGGCGACCGCCCUUCGCGCCAGCCGUCGAGCGGGCAGCGUCGGAGCUCCGCCGGGCAGCGCGGGGAGGCGCGGGCGGCCGAGAACUCCUUCCCGCGGCUUCGCCCGGCGCUGCUGCCGCGGCUUCCCCGCGAGGUGGGAGACCUUCCUCCCUGUUUGCAGAGGUCCCUGGGAGACCCUUAUUUUUUCCCACCGCGGAGCUUCAGAGAUUCUGGAAUAGAAGCGUCGAAGGAGAUCCAGCGAGCCUUCUGCGGUUCCUCGGAUGUCGCGAGGCCCCCUUUCGGGGCGGAAGACGACGUUGGAGCAUCUCACGGAGGUGCGGGAAUGGAAGGACCCACCUUGCAGCUUUUCUGCAGUGUGGCUUGCCCGAUCUACCCCUAGGAAAGAAGAGGAGGCUUGUCAUCACCCGACGAAGUGCACAUGUUAAAGAGGAUAUCGCCGGACAUACACUUGUGAUCUUUUAGGGGAGGUCACACACGUUUCUGAGUGGAAAUGGGCGUGAACGAGGUGCCCUCUUAAAAAGCACAACAGUCCUUUAAGAGGAGCGAACUUGAGUUUUCCCAUUUCUGCCAAGAUUUUGAAGACAGUUCAAUGUAUUGUACAUUUGGUGUAAGAUGAGAACUUUCUAAAGUAUUCUGUCCAAGAGCGUAAACGAUGACUACCCCAGCUCUGCUGCCCCUCUCUGGACGUAGGAUACCACCUCUGAACCUGGGGCCGCCCUCCUUCCCACAUCACAGGGCUACCUUGAGACUUUCCGAGAAGUUUAUUCUUCUCCUUAUUCUUAGUGCCUUCAUCACCCUGUGUUUUGGGGCAUUCUUUUUCCUUCCAGACUCUUCAAAACACAAACGCUUUGAUUUGGGUUUAGAAGAUGUGUUAAUUCCACAUGUAGAUGCCGGUAAAGGGGCUAAAAACCCUGGAGUCUUCCUGAUCCAUGGACCCGAUGAACAUAGACACAGGGAAGAAGAAGAACGUCUGAGAAAUAAAAUUCGAGCUGAUCAUGAGAAGGCCUUGGAAGAAGCAAAAGAAAAAUUAAGAAAGUCAAAAGAGGAAAUUCGAGCAGAAAUUCAGACAGAGAAAAAUAAGGUAGUCCAAGAAAUGAAGAUAAAAGAGAACAAGCCACUGCCGCCAGUCCCUAUUCCCAACCUUGUAGGAAUAAGUGGUGGAGACCCAGAAGAUAAUGACAUAAGAGAGAAAAGGGAAAAAAUUAAAGAGAUGAUGAAACAUGCCUGGGAUAACUACAGGACAUAUGGGUGGGGACAUAAUGAACUCAGACCUAUUGCAAGGAAAGGACACUCCACUAACAUAUUUGGAAGUUCACAAAUGGGUGCUACUAUAGUAGAUGCUUUGGAUACCCUUUAUAUCAUGGGACUUCAUGAUGAAUUUCUAGAUGGGCAAAGAUGGAUUGAAGACAACCUAGAUUUCAGUGUGAAUUCAGAGGUGUCUGUGUUUGAAGUCAACAUUCGAUUUAUUGGAGGCCUGCUUGCAGCGUAUUACCUGUCAGGAGAGGAGAUAUUCAAGAUUAAAGCAGUGCAAUUGGCUGAGAAACUCCUUCCUGCCUUUAACACACCUACUGGGAUUCCUUGGGCAAUGGUGAAUUUGAAAAGUGGAGUAGGGCGAAACUGGGGCUGGGCGUCUGCAGGUAGCAGCAUUCUGGCUGAAUUUGGUACACUGCAUAUGGAGUUCGUCCACCUCAGCUACUUGACAGGGGACCUGGUUUACUACAAAAAGGUUAUGCACAUUCGGAAACUACUUCAGAAAAUGGAUCGUCCAAAUGGUCUUUAUCCAAAUUAUUUGAAUCCCAGAACAGGGCGCUGGGGUCAGUAUCAUACAUCCGUUGGCGGUUUGGGAGACAGUUUUUAUGAAUACUUACUGAAAGCAUGGUUAAUGUCAGAUAAAACAGACCAUGAGGCGAGAAAGAUGUAUGAUGAUGCUAUUGAGGCUAUAGAAAAACAUCUUAUUAAGAAGUCUCGUGGAGGUCUUAUCUUUAUUGGAGAAUGGAAGAAUGGGCACUUGGAAAAAAAGAUGGGACAUUUGGCCUGCUUUGCUGGGGGAAUGUUUGCACUAGGAGCAGAUGGUUCCAGAACAGAUAAAGCUGGUCAUUAUUUAGAGCUAGGGGCAGAAAUUGCACGUACUUGUCAUGAGUCAUAUGACAGAACUGCAUUAAAGCUAGGUCCUGAAUCAUUCAAGUUUGAUGGUGCAGUAGAAGCUGUGGCUGUCCGGCAAGCUGAAAAGUAUUAUAUCCUCCGUCCAGAAGUAAUUGAAACCUACUGGUACCUGUGGCGAUUCACUCAUGAUCCAAGAUACAGGCAGUGGGGCUGGGAAGCAGCACUGGCCAUUGAAAAGUAUUGCCGAGUUAGUGGUGGGUUUUCUGGAGUCAAAGAUGUGUAUUCUUCUACUCCUACACAUGAUGAUGUACAGCAGAGCUUUUUUCUUGCGGAAACAUUAAAAUAUUUGUAUCUGCUGUUCUCCGGUGAUGACCUUUUACCUUUAGACCACUGGGUGUUUAAUACAGAGGCUCACCCUCUGCCUGUGUUACAUUUAGCCAACACCACACUUUCAGGUAAUCCUGCUGUUCGAUGAAAGCAGUUCCAGAAGGACCAUCCUCACCUGUGUUUUGUUUACAUGGACCACUACAGAAAUUCAUUUGGAGAGGCGGCUUUUGGAAACCUGGACCUCUGUGUCGACAUGAUGGGGUGAAACUCUUCUCCCUAAGACUUCUCGACUUGUAGAUGUAUCAGCUUUGAAAUUAUUCCAUUUUAUACCUGACCAAACACAUGUUCUGGUAUGUGUAGGACAGAGACCUGGAUGUGCUUCGAUUGGUAAUGAAGUAGUCUCAUGAGAAAUGAUGCCUGGUACUACUGAAUUGGUUUUUUAGAGUCCUGAAGUCUGGAGGCUAGACUUCCUGAAAGCAAGCUAAGAAUAAAGAGCACCUUGCAGGAUUUAAAGAUGGCCUUUGGAACCAAUUAUAUAUUUGUUUCCUCCUACAGUGGAGCAGCGUUCAAAUCAAAUAUUUACAUAUUGCUUAUCCCUUUUUCUCCAUUUUAAUAAUGGAAUGAACUAAAAGAAACAAGAACGAAAGAGUAGUUUAACUGUGUCAGUAACAAGAAGACUCAAAAAAGAAUCAGGAGUACCCAUCCCUGUCUGAAUUUUCAAGUUCCCCAUUGGAUGACCAGACUGGCAACCAUUUAAAAUCCUAACCUAUUUCAUUGAAAUUUCUUGGUUAAGUUUAAUUUUCUCUGGGGGCAUGAUCUCACAAAGAAUACUCUUCAAGUCUUUUUCUCCAUAUGGAAUCAUCGAAACUGAUAUUUAUCAUAAUCACCACUUACGAGCCUGAGUUUGGAAUUUGUGCAUGUAGUUCAGUCUAAUGUUGGUAGCAUGACAGAAAGUGGGGGAAAUGCCGCAGUUGGUUGCCUUGAAGCCUGUCCUAAGAGCAAUCCUUUUUUUGUUGGUACAUUAUUUUUUCCAGACCAUCACAUCUACCACAUAAAUUUUAUCUACUUCAAUCUCAUAAUACAGUUAGGAGAGUCACUCAA
This is a messenger RNA of Saimiri boliviensis boliviensis (Bolivian squirrel monkey), 3584 nucleotides long. RefSeq names its product mannosidase alpha class 1A member 2 (gene MAN1A2). The record is from RefSeq and is a predicted model, not a curated record. Gene Ontology annotation, molecular function: calcium ion binding; mannosyl-oligosaccharide 1,2-alpha-mannosidase activity. NCBI's taxonomy places the organism in Eukaryota, Metazoa, Chordata, Mammalia, Primates, Cebidae. Gene Ontology annotation, cellular component: Golgi membrane; endoplasmic reticulum; extracellular exosome. Gene Ontology annotation, biological process: mannose trimming involved in glycoprotein ERAD pathway; carbohydrate metabolic process.